This is a messenger RNA of Rhodotorula toruloides NP11, 4431 nucleotides long. RefSeq names its product serine/threonine protein kinase. Gene Ontology annotation, cellular component: cytoplasm. Gene Ontology annotation, molecular function: ATP binding; protein serine/threonine kinase activity. The record is from RefSeq and is a predicted model, not a curated record. Gene Ontology annotation, biological process: intracellular signal transduction; protein phosphorylation. NCBI's taxonomy places the organism in Eukaryota, Fungi, Basidiomycota, Microbotryomycetes, Sporidiobolales, Sporidiobolaceae. The transcript has 6 exons. Bases 1 to 4431 code for a protein of 1476 amino acids.
AUGUUCGCCGCACCGCAUCACCACCGCAGGAACGGGUCGACGCACUAUGCCAAACAGCAGGAGCUCUCGAAUGCCUAUGCGGCCUUGGCGACGGAGCUGACGAAGAAGGAGAUUCGCUCAAUUGGAGGGUACUCGCUUGGGAGGGUGAUUGGGGAAGGUACAUUCGGCAAGGUCCGACUGGGCGUGCAUCGCUUGACGGGGACGAGGGUCGCCAUCAAGCAGGUUCCGAAGAGUCUGCCAUCCUACUCGCCCACCGAUCCUUCCUCACCCCUCUCCCUUCUGACUCGCGAGAUCCACCACCACCGCCGCCUCCGCCACCCACACGUCCUCUCCCUCUUCGAGCUGAUCGCCACUGAGUCCUCCAUCUACCUCGUAACCGAGCUAUGCGCAGGUGGCGAACUCUUCGACUACCUCGUCGAACACGGCCGCCUCUCCCUGCCCGAGACUCGACGGAUUUUCGGCCAACUCGUACUCGGCGUCGCGUACCUCCACCGAGAAGGCGUCGUGCAUCGGGACCUCAAGCUCGAGAAUGUCUUGCUGGAUGAGAAUGUGAAUGUCAAGAUUGCGGACCUGGGGUUUGGGAGGGAGUUUGAGAAGGGUAAAUGGCUGGAAACAAGGGUUGGGACGCUAGGGUACAUGGCGCCCGAGGUAGUCGCGGGGAGCAAGUACCUGGGCGAGCAGGUGGACGUCUGGUCGCUUGGCGUAAUCCUCUAUGCGCUCGUGACUGGCUCGUUGCCGUUCGACGACGACGACGAAGGCAUCAUGCGCCAGCUCAUUCUCGACUGCAAGUACGAGAUGCCCGACUGGCUCGACGAGGACGCCUCCUCGCUCAUCCGAUCCAUCCUCACCCGCGACCCGCUCCUCCGACCCUCGCUCAAGCAGAUCCUUGCUCACCCUUUCUUCACGCGUCCGCCUCCUCCCGCCGCGCCCGCAGCCUCCUCUUCCACGGCAUCGUCGCCCUCCAUCGCGCCGAAGAACCCCUCACUCGCCCCGCCGCUCUUGAUGAGCGAACCGAGAGGCCUGGCUCUCGCCCCUCCCGUCCCUUCCGCCGACAUUCUCUCUUCUUCGCCCGACUCGAUGCUCUCAAUGAGCGCCGUCAAGCGUGGCAAACAACGAGCGUUCGAGAACGAUUCCUCCGUCUUCUCUACGCCCGUCCAACCUCGAUCGCUUCCCUCGUCCUUGCGGCAGACCUCUCCACCAGGCCCCUUCUCCGCUAUUCCGCCUCACCUCUCCGCCGCAUCUUCCCCAAUCGGCGGACACACGACCUCCUCGACACUCCGCCGACACCCCUCAACCGCCUCAAUCGACUUCGGACCCGUCGCGCCCGCUCCACUUGUUCCGCCUCUUAUGCAGCGGACAGGCUCCGCUGGCGGAGUGAGCGUCAAGAGUCUGUCUAUCGGGCCCGGAGGUGUUAUCGGACGGGAUAGAGGUUCGGGGAGCGGAAGCGGCAGUGGGAGCGGGUCGAGCGGGCUUGCGAGAAGGAAGAGCAUCGGCAGUGCGAGCGAGAGGCUGGUCAGGCUCGAUGAGGACGAAACAGGGGAGGAUGCGAGAGCGCUGGUCGCUUCGCCUACGCCAGUCGUGAACGGAGACGCCUUGGCGAUCGAGGAGAUGGAGGCUCAGGCGGCAUCCGACAUCGACGACGAACCUCGAGUCGACUACCUCUCACUCUUCCUCUCGACCUCUUCCGCUCCGCCUCUUCUCUCCUCGGCUUCCGACCAAGCCCUCCUGAAGCUCAUCGCCGACCUCGGGUUCGAUGCCGGCCAGGUCGCCCACUCGGUCCGCACGAGCGCAUGCGACAGCUGUAGCGCAAUUUGGUGGAUGCUGAAGCGGAAGGGAGAGGAGAAGGAGCAAAUUGAGGGACUGGAAGUGGGCGAGGGAGAAGAGGGAGAAGGUACGCUGGUGCGGACCAACUCGAUGAUGAGCGUGCGGCAUGCGGAGCGCCUGCGGGAUCCGGCGGCUGUGCUGCUUGAUACGCAGGGCGAAGAGGACGAAGAUUCGAGCGAUGAGGAGCUUGAGCAGAAUGAGCCGCUCGAGGUGCUCGUCGAGGAGACGCCGACGCCGCCAGAACCGGUUCGACCGGUGAGCGAACGACAGCCGAGCGGUUCGUCGUCUUCCUCGUCGCAACCCCGGUCUCGCGAAGCGUCACUCAGACCGCCAAGUCCGCCACGAACACCAUCUCGGCGCGUUUCUCACACUCCCGCCGGCCUUACCACACCUCUCACCCCCUCUGCUGCCAUCGCUGCCGCACAUCGUCCGACAACGCCUAUUAGUCCCGUCUCUCCACCCUCGCAGGAAGAGGCCGAGGCGCGACUUACGUACUUCCUCAGCGACGACCCAGUUUCGGCGCACUCGACCGCCGUACCUUCCUACUUCCCGACUGUCGAGCCGCCUUCGCCGCUCAAGGCGCGAGGGCUGUCGAGCUCGGUGCCUCGCUCCGCUUCGCGCGACCAACUCGGCGUCGCAGGAACGCCAGCGGAGGAGAAGGGCGAUGCGAAGCGGGCUCGAGCGGGAAGCGUUAGCAUGCUUGCUCGGGCGACUUCAGCGAUUGGCCAGGGUCUUGCGUCUCUCAGCAAUGCCGGUACGCCUACGACGGAAGAAGGCGUAUCGCCUGGCGGUAUCUUCGCAGGCAGGAAGGGCUCCUUGCCGAGCGACGACCCUCGACUGCUUCACCAAGCUACACCUUCGCCGCAGCGCUCGUCGCCGCCGCUCCUCUCGGUUCCGACGCCAAGCAUAUCCGCUCCUCCGACGCCCAGCAUGCCGACCAGCUCGAUCACUCCGCCUCUUCCCUCGACUGCACGACAGGAAGGCGUCCAUGCAUCGGCUCCACUUACCGCGACGCCUCCUCGGGCGAUACCAGAGCGUACCCUGUCACCCGCCCUGUCCGCAUCGGCAUCCUCGCACCACGGCUCGUUCAGCACCACGUCGUCCUCGGCUCGCGUCGGCCGUUCCGUCUCGUUGACAGGUCCUUCGAGUUCGGCGAACAAGAAGGGCUCACGAGGCGGAAACCUUCUUUCGACAUUCAAGCUCUGGUUCGGCCAGGACCCGCGCAAGCGCAAGCGUGCGUCGAUGGUCCCUCGACUCGGCGGACCAGCAUCGAACGAGUACGCGCCGAUGGGUCUGGGAGCGACCGGCGUCGGGCGCAGUCAGUCGAUGUACACGACCUCCUCGCCUCUCGGUCGCCGGCCUACGCUGGGCAGUCGCCGCUCGUCGAACAACAGCGUCGUGAAUGGCGGACGUGAAGCAGGUCCAGCAGGCCCAGGCGUCUCGCUUUCUCGCCGGUCGUCCGUCUCGUCCGCUCACCGCGACUACUCGAUGUCCACUCCCGGACGAGGGAUGCAUCGUCGCCGAGCGAGCGACGCCUCCCGCACAUCGGCUAGCGAGCGAGGAGACCGAUCCAGGCCGGCUUCGUUGCGGUCUUUCUCGGGCCAACAACCUGGGAAGCCCAGCGGCGCGAGACGGUCGGGAAGGCACUCUCGCGCUGCGUCGACCUCGUCAGCGGGGUCGUACGCGACUGCCAAGGAUGCUGUGUACCGUCGACCGCCAACUACGACGACCGUCGUCCGAAGGCGGCAUGGCUCGCACGGGCGCCGCUCGACGGACGGCGGCGGGACGCCGGGCAGGCAUCAUCGACGUACUGCUUCUGGCGCAAGCUCGGCGCACAGGAGCAGCUCGAGCGGAGGGGCUGGAGCAAGCGACGGCGAAGAGACGGUCGAGGAGGAAGAUGCGGGCGAGGACCCGAUUAUGGAGGAGGACGAGGAGGAGUCUGCGCCUGGGACUGCGGCGAGUUCCAGCGAGGUCGUGCAUCUCGCCCCGCCAUCUGUGCGGCCAAGACCGCAUCGGACGGUCAGCGGCAGCGGGAGCAACUCUGACCCGCACUCGGGACACGGCUCGCCUGUUCCUUCGAUGCGGAGUAACGCAUCUCGCGGACCGCCAGCGACUUUCACAGCGCACAAGACGACCCACCUCUUCGGCUCGCCUCUCCAGCCUCACGCGCCGUCGACUUCUUCCUCUUUCUCCGCCCUUGACCGCCGAACCGCCGCUCGGCCGCUCCCUCAGCCUACGCAAUCGCAACAACCUAUCAGGGACGUCUUCGCAGUCAAGUCACCGAAAGAAGACGGCGGCGAAUGGGUUGACGAGGACGACGACUUGGAAGGUUACGGUGGCGGACUCGGACAGCAUUCGUUCCGGAAUGACGGGAGCGCGGUAGCAGGAGGGGCGGGAGCGGGACCGACGACUUCGCCCAAGUUGGCGGAUAGUCCAGUCGCGGAGCGGGUUUGGGGCGGAGGAGGUGGAGGAGGAGCGUCGAGGUUUGAGGGGAGGUAUGCGGGUCUUGGUGGGGCUGCUGGAGGUGCGGGAGGAGGAGGACGAGGUGAUGAUGGCAAAUGGGGGCGAGUAGCGGUCGUUAUGGAGGAGGAGGAAGAGGAGCAGUGA